UGGCGGGGCCGCCAUGGCGGAGGCGGCGCGGCCGCGGGCGCUGUUCCUGGCCGGGCUCGCCGCCGUCUAUGUGGCCGCUUUCGGCUCCCUCUACGUGCAGAUCCCCGGCCUGUAUGGAAGGGAGGGGAUCCUGCCGGCCCGCAAGGUGCUGCGGCUCAGCGGGAAGGGGCUGUGGGAGCAGCUCCGGGAUUUCCCCACCCUGCUGUGGCUCAGCCCGCGCCUGGGGCUGGACACGGAGCAGGGCAUGGAACUGCUGUGCCUCGUGGGGAUCCUGGCGUCCUUCGGAGCCCUGGUGUGCGAUUCCAUGCGGGAUUGCCUGGUCUUCGCCCUGCUCCGGGUGCUCUACCUGUCCCUCUACCAGGUGGGACAAGUCUUCCUGUACUUCCAGUGGGACAGCCUGCUGCUGGAAACGGGGUUCCUGGCCGUGCUCGUGGCCCCCCUGCGCCUGCUGAGGCGGGGGUCCCCCUCCUGGAGACCCCACGACCCCGUCACUUUCUGGGGGGUGCGGUGGCUCCUCUUCCGCCUCAUGUUCGCCUCGGGGGUCGUGAAGCUGAGCAGCCGCUGCCCCACCUGGUGGGGGCUCACAGCGCUGACGUACCACUACGAGACGCAGUGCAUCCCCACGCCGGUGGCCUGGUUCGCCCACCAGCUGCCCGUGUGGUUCCAGAAGCUCAGCGUGGUGGCCACCUACGUCAUCGAGGUGGCCGUGCCCGUGCUCUUCUUCGCUCCCCUGCGCCGCCUGCGCCUCUUCGCCUUCUACUGCCAG
Molecule: messenger RNA, 766 nt
Organism: Empidonax traillii (willow flycatcher)
Lineage: Eukaryota; Metazoa; Chordata; Aves; Passeriformes; Tyrannidae
Product: lipase maturation factor 2-like
Exons: 5
Biological process (GO): protein maturation
Cellular component (GO): endoplasmic reticulum membrane
Source: RefSeq, a predicted model, not a curated record